AUGUCUUAUCCCAGUCGGCCGCUAGUCUCGGAGCCGUUUGUCGGACAGAUCGAAACCAUCGACAAAACCUGGAUUGAGGUCCAGAAUCAGCCAUCGACGUAUUUUCCCCGUCGAAACAACCGCGCGCUCAACGGGAACGGAAACAUCAACGCCCACCAGAGCCCCACCUUGGCGCCCUCGUCCAACUACAACAAGUACUACUACUCUGGCCAGCAGGAAUACUAUGGGAACUAUCGGCCCAACACCAACACCAACGCCAGCGUCAACGCGGCUUCGAACACCAUCAACGGGAUGGCCAACAUGGGCAACAUGGGGGGCAUUUCGGGAAUGCCCGGCAUGGGCGUCAACCCUGGCUCUGGUCUCUCUGUUGGCGGUGCUGCCAAUGGCAUGAACAGUAUGGGAGGCAGUAAUGGGGGAGUGUCUCCCAAUGGCCUUGGAGCCAAGCCACUCAACAAGCCGCCUGCUCUCAUGAGCGACCGUCUCGGCAGCGGCAACAGCAUGUCGCCGGUGUCCAACGUGGCGCAGAUCCCGGAGGUUUUUGGCAAGAUGUCGUCGUCUCCAGAGACGUUUUCCACGUUCGACCCGUUCAACGACACGUCGGGCACGCUUUUCCAGCUGCCACUUUUUAAUUCCUCCAGCAACAUUUUGGGCUCCAACUUCACCUCCACGUCGUCGAACAUUUGGGGGAACUCCAACAAGGGUAUCUCUGAUGCCGCUGUGUGGGGGUAG
Molecule: messenger RNA, 729 nt
Organism: Australozyma saopauloensis
Lineage: Eukaryota; Fungi; Ascomycota; Pichiomycetes; Serinales; Metschnikowiaceae
Exons: 1
Coding region: 1-729 (242 amino acids)
Source: RefSeq, a predicted model, not a curated record